UAUAAAUAUUUGUAUGGAAAAAAAAGGCUUAUUGAGACCUUUUCUGAGGCAUGUUCACUUUUAUAUUCCCAGCACCUGGAACUAUGUCUGGUGCAUGGUAAAUGCUCAAUAAUUUAUUUGUUGAAUGAAAGUAAAUGCCCUAAAAUGGAACAUGACUUUUCUUGAUGGCUUGCCAUUUACAUUUUAUAUCACUGUUAUUAUCGGGGUUUGCAAUCAAGUUAGUGAUUAUAGAUAGUGAGAUGACUUGCUCAUAGAAGUUGAUGUGGUGAAUAUUUCAGUAAUAUAAAUUUAGCCUGACCUCUCUUUGAUUUUUGAUUCCUGUCAUUCUUAAAGAGGCAGGAAACAUACCAUACAUGCUUCUGGGAGCUGGGGCAUUUUCAAAUUAAACAUUUCCUCCCUCUCCAAGUAUUGAGACUCAUUGUCUGUGUUAAGAUGUAUUAUUAAUGGAAAUGUAAAUUUACUUGUGAAGUUGAAAAGAGGAGGCACAGAAGACAGUUUGAGAAUAUGUGAAAUGCUCAUAUUUUAGUUACUGGGAAACAGUUGGACCUAGAUAAUUGGAAUAUUAUUAUUAAGACUUUUAGUAACAUUUAUGUAUACAGAAAGAAAUUUAGAUUUUAAUAAAGUUUUUUCACUUAUAAUUGACUUAAUUAUAACUGAUUAUAAUAUGCAUAUUCAUUCAUAUGAAACAAAAUCUCAUUAAACAGUACUUAUCCUUAUUACAUGUGUGUACUCCAUUUUCUUUUCCAUUCUGUAAUAUUUCAUUUAAAAACUGAUGCUUGAGACCCGUUAAAUUGAUUUAAUGACCCACUAAUGGGUCCUGGUUAACAGUUUGGAAAGCACUGGUCUAACAGAAGCUGGUGGUAAUUUUUAAAGGCCAGAAUUUCCUGAAUCUUAAUAGGGAUGUAUAAGGGGGUAUCACUGAAAUCGGGUUUCAAAAAUGAAAAGUGUUGCAGAUGAUAGUUACUAAAUCUUUCUGAGACAAAAUAAGUUUCUGUAGUACGUAGUUAGAGAAACUGAUGUCCAUUUUUGACAUUGCAGUUAAUGAUUUAGCUUUUAAAAGUAAAUAUUUAGUGUUUUCUUAGACAACCAGAGCUGAGUCAAUGCCAGAAACCAGUAAUUGGGACACUUGCUGCUAAUAGAAGCAUGCGAUGUAACGGCUAGCCAUCACAUCACAAAUACCCUUACUCAUUUAAAUUUCAGAGAAGCCUAAAGACAUGUAAUGUAAUUUUUAUAGAGACUUAAUAAAGCACUUGAAACAUUGAAUUGGUCAUUUUAUGUAUUAAAUAUGGGCUUUUCAUUUAAAAUAACAGUAAUGGGAAACCAACGCUAUGACAGAUAACAUUUAAAUAUAAAAUUUAAUUUUUAAAUUUCUAUUCCUUGUAGUUUUGCAUAUGCCAAGAUCAUUGAAUAAUAUGUUAAACAUGAAAAGUAUACCCAUAAAAACUUUUAAUAUUUUCAGGGACAUGGAAAAAUUCCGUAUGUAUUGCAGUAGUCUUUUGGAAGUUUGGUAGGAUAUUAAUAAUCAUUUUAAAAAAAUUUAGAACUCUUCAUAAGCAUUUACUUAAAAGCUUUAGCUAUGUCUGUGUUUUUUUUUUUUCUUUCUAAAUGAGGUAGCACAUAUUAUACUGAUAUGUUCUCAGUCUACUUUCUGUUUUAUCUAUUUUGCAACCUUAAGGAGGUCAGUUGGCUCUGUACAGUCCUACAUUAUUGGGCCAUGCAAAUUAGAGAAUCUGAUUUUCUGUUUUAUGUUCUGAAAGUUCAUCAGUGAUCAUCAUAUUAGAAGUAUGCCAGUGACCUACAUUUCUACUCAUGUAGUCAGAUUAUGUCUAGUAUUCCUGUAUUUGGCAGCUCAUUUUUGUCUUUAUUAGUGAAUCAAAAUUGUAUUUGUUUAUGAAAGCAAAGCAAUUGAUUAUUUGUGUUUUUUUCAAGGAUGAUUUUAGAAAGUGUCCUUUUGAUUAAUUUUCUGUUUUUUAGUAAAGAUUUUUAAAUAAGUCAGUAAGCUGAGAAUUAAACAGUCAAACAUAAUUUGUAAAUAUUUUAUUACCUUCUGGGCAAACUCAUGUAGCUUUAAUCACAUUAAGUUCAUGUCCAUUAUUUUUAGUAGUAGAAGGUUUAAGGUUUCAGUUACUUCAAUUAAAGAGGUAAUUUUUUUUUUUUAAAUAUUUUAUUGUACUUCAGGUGAAGGCUUACAGAACAGAUAGUUUCUCAUGUAACAGUAACACACAUGCUGUUUUAUGACAUCGGUCAACAACCCCACAACAUUUUAACCCUAAAGAGCUCUCUAUCAAUAUCAGCUUACGUCACUGAAAAGAUAAUUUUGAAGACAUGUUUUGCUGAAAAGACAACUGAGAAAAGUCAUUUUACGAAUGGGAUGAACACGUGCCAGUUAGUUGACUACCUACUACAAUUUGAAUGUUAACAUUGUCCACCUGGUACAGUUACCUAGUGAUGUACCUGUUCUUACAAUACCCUAUUUCAGCGUGCUUGUCUUGAUUAAAGAAUUCAAAGUGGAGUACCGCAAACUUGAUAUGGAUAAUAAAAAGAAAGACAAGGACAAAUCAGAUGAUAGAAUGGCACGGCCUAGUGGUCGAUCGGGGCACAACACUCGAGGAACUGGAUCUUCAUCCUCUGGAGUUUUAAUGGUUGGACCUAACUUUAGAGUUGGAAAAAAAAUUGGAUGUGGCAAUUUUGGAGAAUUACGAUUAGGGAAGAAUUUAUACACAAAUGAAUAUGUGGCAAUUAAGCUGGAACCCAUGAAAUCCAGAGCACCACAGCUACAUUUAGAAUACAGAUUCUACAAGCAGUUAGGAUCUGGAGAUGGUAUACCUCAAGUUUACUAUUUUGGCCCUUGUGGUAAAUACAACGCUAUGGUGCUGGAACUGCUGGGACCUAGUUUGGAAGACUUAUUUGACCUGUGUGACAGAACAUUUUCUCUUAAAACAGUUCUCAUGAUAGCUAUACAACUGAUUUCUCGUAUGGAAUAUGUCCAUUCAAAGAACUUGAUAUACAGAGAUGUAAAACCUGAGAACUUCUUAAUAGGACGACCAGGAAACAAAACCCAGCAAGUUAUUCAUAUUAUAGAUUUUGGUUUGGCAAAGGAAUAUAUUGAUCCAGAGACAAAGAAACACAUACCAUACAGAGAACACAAGAGUCUUACGGGAACAGCUAGAUAUAUGAGCAUAAAUACACAUUUAGGAAAAGAACAAAGUAGAAGAGAUGAUUUAGAAGCUUUAGGUCAUAUGUUCAUGUAUUUUCUGAGAGGCAGUCUUCCUUGGCAAGGUUUAAAGGCUGAUACAUUAAAAGAGAGGUAUCAGAAAAUUGGAGAUACAAAGCGAGCCACACCAAUAGAAGUGUUAUGUGAAAAUUUUCCGGAAGAAAUGGCAACAUAUCUUCGUUAUGUAAGAAGGCUAGAUUUUUUUGAAAAACCAGACUAUGACUACCUAAGAAAGCUUUUUACUGAUUUGUUUGAUCGAAAAGGAUAUUUGUUUGAUUAUGAAUAUGACUGGAUUGGUAAACAGUUGCCUACUCCAGUGGGUGCAGUUCAGCAAGAUCCUGCUCUGUCAUCAAACAGAGAAGCACAUCAGCACAGAGAUAAGAUGCAACAAUCCAAAAACCAGUCGGCAGACCACAGGGCAGCUUGGGACUCCCAGCAGGCCAAUCCCCACCAUUUGAGAGCUCACCUUGCAGCAGACAGACAUGGUGGCUCGGUACAGGUUGUAAGCUCUACAAAUGGGGAAUUAAACACAGAUGACCCCACUGCAGGACGUUCAAACGCACCCAUCACAGCCCCUACGGAAGUAGAAGUGAUGGAUGAAACCAACUGCCAGAAAGUGUUGAACAUGUGGUGCUGCUGUUUUUUCAAACGAAGGAAAAGGAAAACUGUUCAGCGCCACAAAUGACUUUGGACACAGACAGAUCAUGGGGAAUUACUUACAUAUUCAUCUGCUGUCUUGUGAUUAAAAUCAUCUCUGUAGUGACCACAUAUAUUUUCAAGGACUCACUCUUAAAAACAUCAUAUCUUCAUACUUCAUUUUGUGAUUGUCUUACGGUCAUAUUUUUUUCUAAUUUAACUUUUAUGGAAGCUUUAAAGUUUUGUCAAAACAUGAGUGCUUUGCCCAUCAAUGAAAGGAAUGGACUAGUGCAGUGGUAUCAAUAAAUAUAGUUCUAUAGAACAUUUUUCAGAAGCUCUUCUCCUGUUGUAGAAAGCAGUACAGUAUCUUAAAUGUCAACCAGUUUUAUACCUAACCUGGUUUUUUAUGAGUUCUGUCAGAGCUUAAUCAAACAGGAAGUUUCUCCCCAGUGGAUAAUGCAACAGAGAAAACAGAGUCGCCCAAAUGUUUAAAAGAAGUGAUUCCUUGAGAAGUUCAUAUUUUGUAUGACAUCUGCAUUGAGUUCAGUAUUACUGAUGGUACUGCUAUUCAUGAGUCAUAUUAAGAGUCUCUGUGUGAAAUCAUGGUACAGUCACUGCCCAGAGGUACUGAGGAAAAAGCUCUUUGGAUUCUGCAGAUGGUAGUGAUAAAUCACGAGUCACGCGGUGAAUAUGAGUUCUGCUUUUGUUGCACCACUAUGUGAAGUGCGGUGUUGCAGAUGUGGCAAAAGUGCUUAUUAAAAAAAUGCAAAAUAUUUGUAUAAUGCAACUUUAUGCUUCCAGAUAAUAAUGUAUUUAGACAGCAGGAAAUGAAUACUUUGAGAAAUGAGAUAUGUUGGAGUUUAAAAAAAUAUACCAAGGAGAAAAAAUAAAUGUGAACCUCACUGAAAUGUAUUAAGGGUGAAGUCUAAGGUGACCCUGUUGAAACCUACUGCUGAAUGGUUACGUUCUCCCUUAAGCGGAAAACUUUGGAUGUGCCACACAAUGGUGUUCUGUUUAUUAAAAUAUUUUGCUUUUUGAUUAAAAAAAAAAAAAAAAAGAC
This is a messenger RNA of Trichechus manatus latirostris (Florida manatee), 4910 nucleotides long. It is a transcript of the gene CSNK1G3, whose product is annotated as casein kinase 1 gamma 3. Bases 2529 to 3899 code for a protein of 456 amino acids. The transcript is spliced from 14 exons. Gene Ontology annotation, cellular component: plasma membrane; cytoplasm; nucleus. Gene Ontology annotation, biological process: endocytosis; signal transduction; positive regulation of canonical Wnt signaling pathway. The record is from RefSeq and is a predicted model, not a curated record. Gene Ontology annotation, molecular function: ATP binding; protein serine/threonine kinase activity. Lineage: Eukaryota; Metazoa; Chordata; Mammalia; Sirenia; Trichechidae.